AUCCUCACGUUAGCCGCCUGUUGUGGACUGAAUUUAGCGUUCAACGCUACGACCUGCGAUUGCGACAAUGCCAUUCAUAAAGGAUUCAUUCAGUUUGCUGACGAAGGAUGUAAACACAAAAUCACUUCAACGGCCCCUGUUCGAGUAUAUUAUAACGUGUAUUCCACACUCCCGGUCGCGCAGAGAUUUUUAGCACACACAUGUACCAUGUGGAAGAUGAGCAAAACCGUGUAUCGUGACUUUUUACAGUGGGACCACGUGAAGGAACACCGCACGCCGCUAGACGUCACCGCGGCCGAAUGCCGAAGAUUACGUGACUCACGGCUGUGCGACAGACAGCCUAUGAACACUUUAGGUUCCAACAAAUGGUCCUUGGAAGGCUCGCCCCAUGUGCAAGGUAGUUGGCUGCAAACCAGCACGGACUAUCUGAUAAACUGCCGAUUAGAAGAAGUGGUCCUCGAAACAGAAUGCUCGGACUGCGUUAUUAGCUCUCCCAUAGGAGACAUUCCGGCAUCCGCCAACGGCUCCUUCGUGCACAAUCUCGUGACCAUAGUGUGGGACAAUUCAUUGAAAGAAUCUCAAAAAUGCCAAGCCAAGCAAGUUGAAGAAGGACUAGCAAUGCUGUACGAAACAACAGACCCCAAAAUUUUUCGAAUCCGUGAUUCUAACAAACAACUAGACUUCGUAGUGAAAAAUGUCAGCGUCGGACUUUGCAAGCCGGCCACCAAUUUCUCAAACUUUCGACCGGUAUUAGGAAUGGAUCGCGUAGUCGCUUCUUGGAUUUACGCGAACAGUUCCAAAAAUGAUGCGAAAAUAGGCAAUAAAAAUAUGAACAUCUCAACUCUGUUGCGCGCAGAAAUAGACGCCGUAGCGCACACGCAGUACAUCCGAGAUGUCGCGGUAGAAAUGUCAAAUGGACUAGCAGAAGAAAUCCGAGCACUCCAGUAUCAAAUUCGGGAGACUGCGCAUAAAAAUGCUAUUGCCACCGCCCAGUACAACGGCUGGCUAGCCGCCAGUUAUCUUAAUCUUCCCAAUUGCACGAAACUACAACCAACCGGUAAAGACGUCGCAGUGCUUCAGUGCACCCCCGGGUAG
Molecule: messenger RNA, 1095 nt
Organism: Daphnia magna
Lineage: Eukaryota; Metazoa; Arthropoda; Branchiopoda; Diplostraca; Daphniidae
Exons: 1
Coding region: 208-1095 (295 amino acids)
Source: RefSeq, a predicted model, not a curated record